AUGGCGUCAGAAGCCGACGAGGUUGCGGAGGAUUACCGUCAUGCUCUCGAAGAUCUCUCUUCCAACAUGAGAUUUGAAAUCAGCAACUUGACGGUGAUUGCGCGCGAGAACACGGAACAUGCCCUGGCCAUUGCCGAAGUUUUGCAGCAGCAUAUUCUAAAGGCACCCCCAAGCAAAAAGCUACCGUCCCUCUACGUUUUGGAUUCCAUUGUGAAAAACGUCGGAACACCGUACACGCUAUAUUUUGGCCGGAACUUGUUCAAAACCUUUAUGGAAUCCUAUGCCGUCGUGGACGGUAAUGUGCGCAGAAAGAUGGAAGAAAUGCUCAAGACAUGGAAAGAUCCCGUGCCAGGAUCCAUGGACACACGGCCAGUCUUUUCCCACGAACUGGUUCGCCCGAUAGAGAAUGCCCUCAUGAAAGCCAGGGCGGCAACGAUGCCUCAACAAGGCCCGAUCCCUGGACGACCUCGAUCCUCCUUGUUGCCUCACAGAGAUACCCCUACACCGCCAGGAACGCGAGGGCCAAACGGCCCGCCCGGCCCUUAUCCUCCGCAGUUCGCCUACCCCAACGGUGGUCGACCGGGUGAUCCGGUUCCCUAUCACGCACAACCACAGUAUUCCGGAAUCCUUCCAACCCCUCAACUGCAUGGGUCUACCCCGGCCAUCUUCCAACCACCUCUUGCUGGACCGUAUGGGUCUAUAGGGGCAAGGGCAUUGGCUGGAGUAAGCGUAGAAACACUGAGUAAUGACAUUCAGAAUUUGAUUGUUGCCGCCAAGGCAGAGUUCACUCAGAACCCACAUGAUGCUAGUAUUCAAAACAGACUAAGAGCUCUGCUCGAUCUUCAAGGGCUUGUGCAACGCGCUAGCUUGCCUCCCGAUCAGCUUGAGCUCAUCAAGAACAAAGUAACUGAACUUGCUGCCGUGACGAGGAAGGCCCCAUCAUCUCAUACCCUCCUCGCUCCAGUUCCAGCAUACAUGGCGCCUUUAAGCCAGCCAGCACCACCACCAGCACCACCACCACCUCACUCUGCAUCUGUAACCCCAAACCCAGUGUCAGCGACGGAGCCGAAGCCUCAGAUUACCCUCGACUCUCUCUUGGGCCCGGGAGCCAUGGCAGCGUUGAUGGCGAGGCACGCAGCGGCGUCGCAUAGCGCAACAUCUACACCACCUAUACCGGACGCAUCUGUCCGAUCGUCGACUUCUCUGCAGACGCAAGCGCCCAAACCGGCGUCUUCAACCCCAAAGGCUUUGUUGGAGCAACUGCGGCAAGCUGGCAUGCUCCCGUCUAGUGCGCCAGCGAAACCGGCACCGCCAGCGGCCGCUCCUCCCGUCACGCCUCAACCAAUCUUGCCGCCGAACAUCACCAGCAUAUUAGCUUCAGCCAAAGCAGCAGCAGUUAGCCAGCAGGGCUUCGGUGGCGUCAGCACAGGCUCGAUAAACGAAGCUGCGUUGAAGCAGCAGCAUCGCCCUGAUGCUGUUGCGGCCCUUUAUGAUAAUCUUGGACCUCCAUGCACACAGUGUGGCCGCCGGUUCAAGACUGACGAGCAGGGGAAAAGGAGGAAAACGGCUCACAUGGACUGGCAUUUCCGCGUUCACCAACGAACUACCGAAGCCGAGAAGAGAGGCACGCACCGGAGCUGGUACGUGGAUCAUCAGGAAUGGCUCCGCUCCCGUGAGAUUGUGGACUCGGAUCACGUCGCACCGCCGGAUGAGGGACGGGAGCAGACGGCGGAGGAUGAAGGCGAACCGCAGUACAUCCCGGUACCCGAUCCGUCCAGGGGCAUCAGCAACGUGUGCCCGAUUUGCCAGGAGAAGUUUGAGAACAAGUGGCUCGACACGGCGCAGGAGUGGGUUUGGCUUGACGCGAUCCUAGUCGGCAACAGGGCGUUUCACGCCUCUUGCCAUGCCGAGGCAGCAAGGGACCGCGAGGGCACCCCGGGCUUCCCUCGAAGGACUCCAGAGCCCGUUCUAGGCAAAAGGAAGGCCGACAGCAGCAUUUCAUCAGUCAAGGUUCGAACACUGAAGACGUCGGUCUAG
Molecule: messenger RNA, 2037 nt
Organism: Ustilaginoidea virens
Lineage: Eukaryota; Fungi; Ascomycota; Sordariomycetes; Hypocreales; Clavicipitaceae
Exons: 5
Coding region: 1-2037 (678 amino acids)
Biological process (GO): termination of RNA polymerase II transcription
Cellular component (GO): cytoplasm; mRNA cleavage factor complex
Molecular function (GO): RNA polymerase II complex binding; mRNA binding
Source: RefSeq, a predicted model, not a curated record